UCUACAGUUGGGUCACGGCCCACGCAGUGUUCACAGCGUCUGUCAUCGCUGCAGUCGCUCUCGCCGCUACGAACCUUCCUCGAGAGCCGGCUUCCCAGAAAAGCCGUGAGUCUUCAACGUGGAGGUUAAUCGAACCGGGAACACAAACAUUCAGGUUUGAAAUAUUUCCAUGUAUAGAAGACAGUUCGCAAGAUGUCAGAAGAUACCACUGUACCCAAUGAAAAUCUGUUCAUUGCACAGCACUGCCAGGCUGCUGCACGGACUCGUGACGCUGAUUCUAAGGCCCAUCCUAGAGUUGUGGAAGUUCAUUACAUGGCGCAUACGCUACGUGUAUCUGGGUGAAAAAAUAUCUGGUCCCAAAUGCUGGCCGUUAAUAGGGGGAAUUCUCAAUUUUCCUUCAUUCACUACAAAAGGUGUAACAGAUUUUUUAAUGGAACUUCCUCAGAUAUAUGGCUAUGACUUUUCUCCUGGUCGAAUGUUCCUUGGACCUUUGUUAUUUGUUUACACAAACAGUCUAAAAGAUCAUGAGAUGCUUUUAUCUGGAUACAAAUUCUUAGAUAAAGGACUUUUAUACAAGUUUCUUCAACCAUGGUUGGCAACAGGCUUACUCACUUCAACAGGAGAAAAAUGGCGCUCCCGUCGGAAGGCGCUGACGCCCGCCUUCCACUUCAAGAUCAUCGACCAGUUCGUGCCGGUCUUCAACAGCUGCAGCGACGUCUUCGUGCAGCAGAUGCGCGCGCGCGUCGGGGCCAAGGGCUUCGACGUCUAUGAGGACGUCAAACUGUUUACCCUUGACGUCAUCUGCGAGACUGCCAUGGGCUACAAAAUUAAUGCACAGAUAGACAGUAACUCCGAGUAUGUGACCGCAUUGAACGAACUGCUGCGUCUAACCGUUGUAAGGGGUAUGAAGCCAUGGUUGUACUUAGACUGCAUCUAUUUUCUCACACCUUCUGGACGACAGUACACGAAAUGUCUGUCCAUUUUGCACGGUACAACUGACCGGAUGAUUCGCGAGCGGAGAAAGGAUCUGCUAUUGUUGGAGAAAGAAAGCGGAACGCUGGACGUCGAUGAACUAGGGCGGCGGCGGCGCUUGGUGUUUCUGGACCUUCUGAUCUUGAUGGCGCGCGACGGAAGUCUCUCAGACAUGGACAUCCGCGAGGAGGUGGACACCUUCCUCUUCGAGAUCACUCUGGGCAUGAUACUACAGCAGCUGGAAUUGGUUUCACCAUAUUUCAGAUAUCGCGUCACCCUGAGAUCCAAAUCACUAGUAGAUGUGUUUUCAUCCACAGCCCAAACCGUGCUGCCGGAAGGUACGAACAUGUUCAUAACGCCUUUUGGCAUACAUCACAACCCGGACGUGUACCCGGAUCCGGAGAAGUUCGACCCGGAGCGCUUCUCUGCGGACGAGUGUGCACGCCGCCACCCGUACGCCUACGCUUGCCCUUCAGCGCCGGCCCUCGCGAACUGCUUGUAUGUAACCGCACCACACAACCGCAAAGCUGGGGCCUCGGAGGCACUGCGGUCAGCGUUUCGCCAUGCUGGAGAUGAAGAACGUGAUCGCGAAGCUCGUGUGGAACUUCCGAGUGCUGCCGGAGCCCGGGUUCGAGCCCUCGCUGGUGUGGGAGGUCAUCCUCAAGUCGGAGAACGGGCUCUUAAUUCGUCUGGAGGAAAGACAGCGGGAGUCGAACUGAAGACUUCGAGUUGAAGUCUCCAUCCAUC
Gryllus bimaculatus (two-spotted cricket) is the source of this 1719-nucleotide messenger RNA. The record is from the annotation of a GenBank genome assembly. NCBI's taxonomy places the organism in Eukaryota, Metazoa, Arthropoda, Insecta, Orthoptera, Gryllidae.